Lindgomyces ingoldianus is the source of this 1146-nucleotide messenger RNA. RefSeq lists its product as uncharacterized. NCBI's taxonomy places the organism in Eukaryota, Fungi, Ascomycota, Dothideomycetes, Pleosporales, Lindgomycetaceae. The transcript is spliced from 6 exons. Bases 1 to 1146 code for a protein of 381 amino acids. The record is from RefSeq and is a predicted model, not a curated record.
AUGGGUCAAAUGUCCCCAGAGGUUCUCGCGGCCCUGAAGAAAGAGGACAAAGGUCCUACUACCAUUGCCGUUUGCGUCGCUUUCACAAUCUUAUCCUUCAUUUGCGUUAUACUUCGAUUUUUCACACGCAUUAAAUUGGUUCGAAACCUAGGACUGGAGGACUACUUCAUUGCACUGUCAAUGGCAUUCUCUAUUGGCACGUGUGUGUGUCAAGUUCUCCAGACACACGAGGGUAAUGGAAAGCAUAUUAUGUUCCUGUCGCUACCGCAGGGUAUCAACAUCCUAAAAUAUCUGUACUUCAGCAUUUUCACUUACUGCGUGGCUUUGACCCUGACCAAGGUCUCGAUUCUCCUACAGUACCGACGCAUCUUCACGUUAAGGGAAAUGCGAUUACCGAUCUACAUCGUUAUGGGUAUUUGUGUAGCAUAUGGAAUUGAGUCCGUAACGUCCGGAAUAUUUACCUGCAUCCCCGUCGAUGCCUUUUGGGAUCUUACGAAGCAACCGACUGCAAGAUGCAUUAAUGAGCACGCGUACGUUAUCCCCUACCUCAAUGUGGAAAAUAAACUAACUUCCCUCCGGUCUGUGGCUAUCUGGGCUUUACAAAUGCCGCGCCGGCAGAAAGGUGCUUUGCUUCUUAUUCUCACUCUUGGUUGGUUUGUGUGCAUCGUCUCCAUGCUUCGACUAAACUCAUUGGUCAUUCUCGCAAAACACAGCGAAGACAGCACCUGGUAUAGCCCCGAGACUGCCUACUGGUCCAGCAUCGAAGUCAAUCUCGCAAUUGUCUGUGCCUCCACGCCCGCUUUGAAACCGCUCGUUGUUCACCUCGUCCCCGCUUUCUCCUCUCGACUCGGCAGCAACGAAGGGAACUCUAAAGCCAGCAGGGAAUUAUCCAAGGGCAAAUCUUUCAUCGAGCUGAAAGGAAAGAGCAGCCAGAGGACCAUGAGCGAUGAUUUAGAACGAGGCGAGAAACACUCUGCCCUCAGCGCCCUUCCUGCCUACCGUCCAAACGACCCUAUGCCCCGAAACAUCCACAUAUCGAAGGACUUCGAGCAUCAUUUUGAGGACGAAGGGAGGAGGAGCGACAGCGAUAGUCAAAAAGAUCUUGUCGCACAGUUCCCCAAGGCAGCCAGAGGCGGAAGGAGAUGA